GAUUUGUCUGUGGUGCGCCAUAAAGGUAGAUAGUUCCAAGACGCGCCGUUAUAUGUGCGUUCAGCGUUGUGUGCGUUCAGCGUUGUUCGCGUUGUUCUCUGUGUUGUUGUGGAACACAUUUUGAACGGAUGUAAUAAAUUUUGUGCUUAACUUUUUUUGGUUUAUGGUAAAUUGAGAAGUGCGUUCAUCUUAAUCUGUUUCUUGACCUGCUCGUCAAGAUUCAUACCGUACCGUUUUUGAGCAGUCCUGCCAAGCCCACCUGCUAGGACCUGUGACCACUCUCUGCCCCUGGUCACACCUGGAGUGAGGGAGCAGCCGGGCCGGCCGGUACCCGCCGCCCGCCGGUGGCCGUCUCUCGCCUGCCGCCGCCCCCUGAGAUGACCCGAUGAUCCGCGGCGCUAUGAACCUGACGGAGCUGUCGGAGGCCGAGCGGCCGCCCUCGCCGGCGCGCCUGCCCUUCACCUCCGAGAAACACCCCCGCUCCACGCUCAAGGACCUGGCACUGCUCAGGAAACACCGCGAGCUCUGCGAUGUGGUCCUCUUCGUCGGCAGCCGGAAAAUAUUCGCGCACAGAGUUAUCCUGUCGGCGUGCAGUCCCUACUUCCACGCCAUGUUCACGGGCGAACUGGUCGAGUCGCGUCAGACGGAGGUCACCAUCCGCGACAUUGACGAGCUGGCCAUGGAGCUACUCAUCGACUUCUGUUAUACGUCCCACAUCGUCGUCGAGGAGUCGAACGUGCAGACACUGCUGCCGGCAGCGUGCCUUCUGCAGCUCACCGAGAUCCAGGAGGUGUGCUGUGAGUUUCUGAAGCGGCAGCUCGACCCCACCAACUGCCUGGGAAUCCGGGCGUUCGCCGACACCCACGCCUGCAGAGAACUGCUCCGCAUCGCCGACAAGUUCACCCAGCACAACUUCCAGGAGGUGAUGGAGAGCGAAGAGUUUCUCCUGUUACCAGUCAACCAGCUGGUGGAGAUCAUCUCCUCUGACGAGCUGAACGUGCGGAACGAGGAGCAGGUGUACAGCGCCGUCAUGUCCUGGGUCAAGUACAACAUCUCCGAGAGGCGACAUCACCUGCUGCAGAUCCUACAACACGUCCGGAUGCCGCUGCUGAACCCCAAGUUUCUGGUGGGCACCGUCGGCUCCGACCUGCUGAUCAAAUCGGACGAGGGCUGCCGGGAUCUGGUGGACGAGGCUAAAAACUACCUGCUGCUGCCCCAGGAGCGACCUCUGAUGCAGGGGCCGCGCACCCGGCCGCGCAAACCCAUCAAACGCGGCGAGGUCCUGUUCGCAGUGGGCGGCUGGUGCAGCGGCGACGCGAUCGCCUCUGUGGAGCAGUUCGACCCGCAGACCUGCGAAUGGCGCAUGAUGGCGCCCAUGUCCAAACGGCGCUGUGGCGUCGGCGUGGCGGUGCUGGAUGACCUGCUGUACGCGGUCGGAGGACACGACGGACACUCUUACCUCAACAGCAUCGAGAGGUACGACCCGCUGUCUAACCAGUGGUCGUCGGAGGUGGCCCCCACCUCCAGCUGCCGUACCUCGGUCGGAGUGGCCGUGCUCGACGGGUACCUGUACGCCGUCGGCGGACAGGACGGCGUCUCCUGCCUCAACUUCGUCGAACGCUACGACCCGAAAACGAACCGCUGGAGUAAGGUGUCGAGUAUGACCACCCGCCGGCUGGGUGUGGCCGUGGCUGUGCUCGGGGGUCUGCUGUAUGCAGUCGGCGGCAGCGACGGGCAGAGUCCGCUCAGCUCAGUGGAGUGUUACGACCCGAAGACGAACCGGUGGACCAUGGUGCCUCCCAUGUCCACGCGGCGCAAACACCUGGGCUGCGCCGUGUUCAACAACAUGAUAUACGCUGUGGGCGGCCGUGACGACUGCACGGAGCUGUCGUCGGCGGAGCGCUACAGUCCGGCCACCAAACAGUGGAGCCCCAUCGUGGCCAUGAGCUCCCGGCGCAGUGGGGUCGGCCUGGCCGUCGUCAACGGUCAGCUGUACGCGGUCGGCGGCUUCGACGGCACCACCUACCUGAAGACGAUCGAGAUGUACGACCCGGACGAGAACACGUGGCGGAUCUGCGGCACGAUGAACUACCGUCGGCUGGGCGGUGGGGUGGGCGUGGUGCGGCUGCCUCCCAGCGAGAGCCAGCUGUGGUGACGGCCGUCACUGGCGGCCGGCGGCCCCCAGAGCCCCAGUCCGCCGCCGCCGCCGCCCUGCCGCCGCGCGGUGUCGCUGAGGAAGGCGCACGGCUGGGCCGGGGAUGCCGAGUGAGGAGAGUUGGACUCGGAGUGGUGGGAGAGGCCGUCUGACGACACCAGACGUAGGGUUGAUUGAGUGUUUUCGGUCAGACCGAGUGAUGAAAUCUGAGGCGGUGGAUAGUGAGAACUGAGGACGAAGAGAGUCACGGCGCUAGGCGGGGACAGACAUACAGGCAGACAGGCCUGAUCAGAACCAGAGGGAAAGUCAUGGCGGCUGGACUGCUGCACUGCUGUGGAAUGGGAUGAAGAAAGACUACGGUCCUGCGCGUAUGGCGGCAAUGGCGCCCCGCGACACCAAGUGAUCCAGUAAGACAUGAACAUACAAGUGCCACAGCUGUUGUCACAAACUGCAGCGUCCGUGCUGUUGAGUGUUGACGCAGGAGUUGUGGACUGCCACCAUGACAGAUCUUGACGUAAGACGCAUUUGUGCGCGUCUGGUACUCUGGUGUCAGUGACGGCGUCGGCCGUCGCUCGUACUGCCAGGAGCCGACUCCCUGGGCCCUGGGACGGUGGCGGGCUCUGCCCCGUCCAGAGCUCUGCGUUUAACCUCCAUUGUACUGCCGACUGGAUACCGUUGAUCGCCACCCGCCGUGUGACAUAGGCUGCUGUGUGACCCGACUAUGACCUCAUGACCCGGGCGCUGCCGGGGGUCACGGCGCGGUCAGGGGUCACACAAAGGUCAGCAUUCCAGCGGUGGGCGCUGCGCGUUUCUUCAGCCCACCGUUCUGGUGGUCGGUGCUUUCAUUGCUGGUUAGCAGCUGGCGAAAAACUGCAUCUUCAGUCUAGAGUGAGCUUUAAACCACACAGACAGAGGACUCACAUUUCAGAGGACUCUAACAUAAGGUGAAGUGUGGUGCAUCUAUCCGCGUUGUGUAAUCAUGUACGUGUAAAUUAUAGACGUCGCGCCGUGCGCCGCCAGCAUUUGUCGUCCGCGGGACUGAUACGAUCGGAUUAAAUUCUGCUCAGAAGUUACUUAAGUCAUGCUUCUAUCCCCCGUACAUGGCGAUAUGGGGGGGGGGGGGGCGAUGACGCCUCUGGUCAGGCUAAGGGGCGCGGCAUGUCGCUGUAGCGGUUCGUGAACCACCCCGCCCCAACUUACGGUCUCAGAACAUUAUUGUGGACGAGGCGGCCUGGUGAGAGAAUCGGGAGUCUAGCCUAUGAUGCAUUUCGCUGAUAUGAAGCGGAUGUGAAGUUCAAUGGUUGCUGUGUGUAUUUGAGUAAUAAACGGCAACUUGUG
Amphibalanus amphitrite is the source of this 3493-nucleotide messenger RNA. RefSeq names its product kelch-like protein diablo. NCBI's taxonomy places the organism in Eukaryota, Metazoa, Arthropoda, Thecostraca, Balanomorpha, Balanidae. The record is from RefSeq and is a predicted model, not a curated record. The transcript has 11 exons. Gene Ontology annotation, molecular function: protein binding. Bases 386 to 2155 code for a protein of 589 amino acids.